Molecule: messenger RNA, 1174 nt
Organism: Nymphaea colorata (pocket water lily)
Lineage: Eukaryota; Viridiplantae; Streptophyta; Magnoliopsida; Nymphaeales; Nymphaeaceae
Exons: 8
Coding region: 230-898 (222 amino acids)
Biological process (GO): 'de novo' cotranslational protein folding; protein transport; protein unfolding
Molecular function (GO): protein folding chaperone; peptidyl-prolyl cis-trans isomerase activity; ribosome binding
Source: RefSeq, a predicted model, not a curated record
UUCAUUAUAGUCUGAUAUCCUCGAAGGGUAUUUUCGGCAUUUUCUCAGACGUGCUUCACUUCGCGAGGGAAUGCAAUCAAUCCUGCAGUUGUGCGGAGUCUCUGUGUCAUUUUGGAGGGACAUGGGCACUCCGUUUUAGAAGCAUGCAGCGUCUUCGGUUCUUGACGAGAAAAUAGAUACUACGUCUUAAACAAGGGAGAGGUGCCGAAAAGGGUCCAGGAUAGCGUCGAUGGCGACGACCAUGUUGAAGUUUCAACCUACUGUGAUUCCAAAGGUUGGAGUUUUGAGGAGAAUCAGUCACAAUGUACAUAUGGUCGCCGACAUUAAAAGCAUCAAGUCUUUGUACUCCACUAAGAUACAGUUAUUACAUUCUUCUGAGCAAAACGCUUCCAGACAUGUUCAGCUUACUGCUAAUGCAGUUGGUUCAGGAUUAGAAGGGUCAAUAGCCGAUGCAAAGGGAAAUGAUUUAAUCUUGAGAGAUGCCAAAGUAGUUUUGGAGUCUCGCGAUGAUGACAAGAUACAUGUAAGAAUUGACUUGACUGGGGAAUCAACUCAGAAAGUGUAUGAUGAUGUUUUAACGAACUUGGCUCGUACGGCACCACCCAUUCCUGGAUUUCGAAGGAUGAAAGGAGGAAAAACAUCAAAUGUUCCGAAGAACUUUCUUCUGAGUAUUCUCGGUGAAGAUCGUGUUACCAAGUUCACCAUCCAAGAAAUCGUCAGUGCAGCAACCGCUGAUUACGUCAAGAAGGAGAAUUUGAAUGUGAAGAAUAGCUUCAGUACGACACAGAGUGCAGAAGAACUUGCUGCCUCCUUCAAGCCCGGUCAGGAGUUUGGGUUUAAUGCGGCGAUAGAGCUUGAAAAGUCAGACACUGAAACAAACCAAGCGGCCACUUCGUAGUAGCAACAAUGACUGUUUCAGUAGAAACUCUUUCGCUCUGUGAGUGUCUAUGCACGCCUGUGUAUCUGGUUCUGUGGCUGGUACAGUUGAAUUCCAGGCUCGAGCCAACUUAUUUACAGAAGUAAUGCACUGGUUCAGAAAACGAUGGAAUUUUAUUGAGUCGAGCACUUGGAACAUGGAUGUGAUGCAAAAGGUAUUUCAAAAUACAUGUACAGCUCAACUGAAUGAGCCGUGCAUGUCUAAUAGGAGACAGCUUAUUAUUGUGUUCAUUUUGUA